Pichia kudriavzevii is the source of this 1569-nucleotide messenger RNA. RefSeq lists its product as uncharacterized. The transcript has a single exon. The coding region runs from base 1 to 1569 and encodes 522 amino acids. The record is from RefSeq and is a predicted model, not a curated record. Gene Ontology annotation, biological process: transmembrane transport. Lineage: Eukaryota; Fungi; Ascomycota; Pichiomycetes; Pichiales; Pichiaceae. Gene Ontology annotation, molecular function: transmembrane transporter activity.
AUGUCAGCAAACAAUAGGCACAGGGAAGAACAAGACACCACUUUGGCCGUAAAAGAGGAUCCUGAAAUAUGCCAGGAUAAUAUGUCUAGCUCAGAGGAGCCACCAGAUGGUGGUCUUUGGGCAUGGAUAUCAACUGUAUGUGUUUUACUUAUUAACACCUUCAGUUGGGGGCCUAAUGCAUCCUUUGGUGUCUAUUUGAAUUAUUACAUCACUGAGCAAUACUUUGACGAAGCAGAUACCGAGCAAUACGUGAUGAUUGGUGGAUUAGGCUUAGGUUUAUCAUUUUUGGCAUGUGCUUUCACAAAUGGGUUGUGUCGUCGAAUUCAUUACAAGAUUAUCAUGACGCUAGGACUUUGUAUCACUUUCUUGUCAUAUUGGUUGGCAUCAAUAGCAACGACAGUAAUACAGCUGAUUAUGUUUCAAGGUUUUCUUUUAGCAAUUGGCUGGUCAUUGGUUGCUGGGGCAACAUUAGUUAUUAUUCCCACAUGGUUUUCCAAGAAAAAAUCCGUUGCCCAAGGUAUAGCCACUGCUGGUGGUGGUUUGGGAGGUAUUAUCUUUAGUAGAUCUGUUGAUGAAAUAAUCAAACAAUACUUAAAUAAUCAAAAAUAUGCUAAUAAUCGUAAGCAUGGCUUGAGGUUGGGUGUUGCAUGGGCUCUUCGGAUGCAAUCAUUUGUAUGUGGAUUCAUGCUAGCUAUAUCAAUUAUCUUUAUUCGGUCUUUUACCCCCCUUAAAAAUACAUCAAAAGAUAAAAAACCAUUUCAUGUUGAAAUAUUUGCUUUCCUGUCCAGGAUUGACCUUUUAAAGAAAUUACCGCUUGCUUGCCUUAUGUUCUGGAACAUGUCCUAUAUGUUAUCUUAUAGUAUACUUCUAUUUUCAUUGUCAUCGUACGGCACUAGUAUUGGUUUAACGUACAAACAAGGGUCUAAUGUUACUACAAUACAAAGUUUAGCUCAAACAAUCGGUAGACCACUAUUGGGAGUGUUGUCCGAUAGAGUAGGUAGAGUGAAUGUCUCUCUCUUAGCAACUUUUUUAAUAACAUUGUUCUCAUUUGUAUUUUGGGUCUUUACUACUACUUAUUCACAACUACUUGGUUUUGCAUUCGUUAUUGGCUUGCUACUAGGCAUUAGUUGGGUUAAUUUUGGACCGAUGACAGCAGAUGUUGUGGGAAACAGCGGCGCCGACUUGAAUCAUGCAAUCUCCCUACAGAUGUUUGCAGCAGGAUUCCCAAUGUUGAUUGCCGAAUUGGCAGGGUUCAAGUUGAGAAGAUUCGAUAUGGAGAGACCUUUCUUGUAUUGUCAGAUCCUUGUAGGGGUUGCAGCUGGAGUGAGCUGCCUUGCAUUGUUACCAUUCAGAGAAUGGAAGGUAAAGAGAGCAGUGAAAGCACGGAUAGCAUAUUUGAAACAUUCAGUGAACAAUUUAGACGGCGACAAAGAAGAAGAAGAAGAAGACGCAGCACUUGCAGGCAUGGAUGGUGAGCAGAUGGAGAGAGAGAUCAUGAAGAUGGAAAGGUUGCUAGCAGCGGACGUUCGUUCAUAUAUGUAUAGAGCCGUUUAUCCACUAAAGGUAUAA